CGCAGGAACAUGGGGGACGAGACAAAUCAGACAGCGAGACCGCAAAAACCAAGCGCACAGCAAAACAUGACAGGGUAUGAUGACUGACAGUCACAACAAAUGCAUCGCUGCACUGCUUGAUCACAAAGCAUGGGGCUCCGGCUCACGGACAAGGCUACACAGCAGAGCCACCAGAGCCAGAGGUUGCUGAUCUUCGGGACCAUCUUCAUCCUGACAACGCUCCUCAUCCUCUACAGCUCCAACAGUGGCAAUGAUGUCAUAUACACCCCCUUUCAUGUGGCCACCAACCAUCAUGCUUUCAAGGCCACUGACCUGAAGAAAUGGGCUGGGAAAGAGGGUUAUGUGGCAGUCCACGGAAACAAGACUAUGACCCUGCAUUGCCAUGACUGCGCGCUGGUGACAAGCUCCAGUCAUGUCCUGGGGACCCAAGCGGGAGCAGAGAUCGACCACACAGAGUGUGUGAUCCGGAUGAACGAUGCCCCCACCCAGGGCUACGAGGCUGAUGUAGGGAACCGGACCUCCGUGAGGGUGGUGGCCCACUCCAGCGUGUUCAGGGUGGUCCGGCGGCCCAACGAGUUCCUGAACCGCACAGACAGCACCCCCAUGAUCAUCUUCUGGGGACCCCCAACCAAGAUCGGGAAAGAUGCCAAAGGAACCUUGUACAGAUUGAUCCAGAGAGUCAGCAUGACCUACAGUAACCUGUCUUAUUUCACCAUCACACCAAACAAGAUGCGCAAAUUUGACAGUCUGUUUCAGAGGGAAACGGGACGAGACAGGCAGAAGUCCCAGUCGUGGCUGAGCACCGGCUGGUUCACCAUGGUCAUCGCCAUUGAGAUGUGUGAUAAUAUCAAAGUGUAUGGCAUGGUGCCGCCCAAUCACUGUGGGAAAAAACAAGGGCCCAAGAAGAUGCCCUACCACUACUACAAGCCCAGGGGCCCUGAUGAAUGUGUAACAUACCUACAGAAUGAGAAAGGCCGGAGGGGCAACCACCACCGCUUUAUUACCGAGAAGCAGGUGUUUGCACGCUGGGCAAAGCAGUACAACAUCACCUUCGCUCAUCCCACUUGGUGAAAGGACUCUGAGGAGCUGUUCUCACACCAGCCCUAACAAGCACCAUGGACUUGAUGUCAUCGUAUUUUACUCGGUCAGUCCUCGGCAAACAGCCACACGUGUCAGGGGGAUUCUCAUGACCUUUCUGUUUUCUCUUCUGAAUGACACUUUUGGGAAUCGUCACAUGGAAGAAAAAAAAAAAAACGACUUUGGAAACAUUUACCACUGGUACAAGCGAUCAAGGAGAUUGCUUAAGAAUGUUUUCUGACACAACAGGUGUAUAAAGAAGAAGAAUCCUGAAUCUCAUUUUUGGGAGGUUCCUUAAAUACUCCACAUGAAAAUGUGGCAGCCAUCUGAAGUGGGUUUUUUUUUUUUUUUUUUGUAAAUAGAAAUGAAAUGACUUUUAAGAUGUAUUUUUACAUGUUUCUAAUUUUUGUGUUAAAAUAUCCUCAAAAUGCAGUUAAGUUGCCCGUGUUGAGGAGGUAUUAUAUCAGCCAGUACAUCUAAUUAGAUAUGACUGAGUCUAAGUGGCCUGUAAAACACACCCUGUUCAGCCCUCGGUUGGACUGAGCAGAUAUCUGUCCAGUAAAUACAGCACAACACACACACCUCAGUCAGGUGUAAUUAAUUUAAAGAUAUAAUCUACAGUGGAGCCCCACAAAUAUGUGAACAGUCAGGCAGUGCUUGUUUGGGAUUUUUACUGUCUUUCCACUUUAGAUAGCCACUAUGAAGUGCGAUUCCAUAGUUACCUUCAGUUUGAGGGUAUUUUCAACCAUGUGGAGUGAAAAAAAAAAAAAACAGCACAAUACCUAUAUAUUUGGA
Molecule: messenger RNA, 1872 nt
Organism: Myripristis murdjan (pinecone soldierfish)
Lineage: Eukaryota; Metazoa; Chordata; Actinopteri; Holocentriformes; Holocentridae
Gene: st6galnac6
Product: ST6 (alpha-N-acetyl-neuraminyl-2,3-beta-galactosyl-1,3)-N-acetylgalactosaminide alpha-2,6-sialyltransferase 6
Exons: 6
Coding region: 130-1071 (313 amino acids)
Biological process (GO): oligosaccharide metabolic process; ganglioside biosynthetic process
Molecular function (GO): alpha-N-acetylgalactosaminide alpha-2,6-sialyltransferase activity
Source: RefSeq, a predicted model, not a curated record